CUGUACAAAAAUAACACUCGGGAUAUGUUUUUUGAUGUGUGACAUUAAGAUAACAGAAAAAGCUUUAAAAUGUUGACUUCAUAAAAUUUAUAGUUCUUUAACAAAGGUAAUAGUUCUCUAACAAAAAUGUGUUUUCAAAUCUGCUUACUUAAUGGCAGUUUUUCUCAUUUCAUUUUUAGGUUUAAAAACAUUGAAUGGAAUCAAUUUGCAUUUGAAAAUUGGACCGACACAAAGACUCGAUACUGUGGAAUAAGCAAGCAAGCAGGCAAUGACAUCUAACAAACCACAAAAGCUCUUGUGUUAUAAUGGCGAAGUCCUUGCUUUUCAGUUGUCUAAAGGAAACUUUGCAGAUAAAGGGCCUGCAGAAAUACCCAUAUUGCAUGUCAGAAGAAUGGUAUUUGACAGAGAAACAAGUGCAUUUGUUCAGAAGUCCACCGGAUCCUUUAGCAUAAAGGAAGAAAACUCUUAUUUAAAAAUUAUAUGUUGCAGCUGUGUGUCAGAUUUCAGAACUGGAAUAAACCUCCCUUAUAUUAUGAUACAAAGCAACGAAAAGAAGAAUGUUUUCAAAUAUUUUCUACUAUUGCUUCACAAUACCAAUAAAUUUGAAAAGCGUUUGAGUUUUAGACUUGGCCAUGAGUUGAAGGAUGGCCUAAGGGUCUUUAAUGGCCCUUUAAUUAUAUGGAAACAUGUUAAGUCAUUCUUCUAUAUUUCUCCCCAAACUGGCAAAGUUAUUACUGUGUCUGUUAACUUUUCCUCUAUUGAGUGGGCAGGGGAGAUUGAAAAUCUAGGUAUGGUUUUAUUAGGACAAAAGAAAUAUUAUUUAUCUGAGGAAGAAGGUGCCCCAAAGCCUUCAAAAUCAGAUUAUGCAGUUUGGAACAGCAGAUUUUGUGUGUACUUCCUUGAAAGGGAAGAAGUCGUAAGUGAUACAUACAUUAUCCCUCCCGCUUAUAGCAGUGUGAUAACUUGUGUGCAUGUCUGUGCAACUGAGUUUGUCAAUAACGAGCUAAGAAUGUCCCUGAUUGCCCUUACUCGAAAGAAUCAGCUGAUUUCAUUCCAAAAUGGGACUCCUAAAAGCGUGUGCCAGCUUCCCUUCGAAGAUCCUUGUGCAGUUCAAGUUAUGGAUUCAGGAGGAGACCGCCUUUUCAUUGUGUCGUUUAGGUCCAGCGCUUGUGCCGUUUGGGAAAAGAACUUUCAGGUUGCUGCUAAGUGGGAAGAAAUUAGCUCGGUGCUCAUAGAUGACUUUAUUGGAACUGGAACAGAGCAAGUACUACUGCUUUUAAAGGACUCUUUAACUUCAGAUUGCUUGAGUUCAUUUCAAAUAACGGAUCUUGACAGCAUAAACUAUUCAAGUCGAACAUUGGAUUGCAAUGAAGAUGACUUAUUUGAAGGCGAACAAGAUAAUCGUUAUUUGGUGAUUCCAGCUCUAGAAAGAAGAGUGAAAGUUGGUUUGGCUUCUAUUCAGGAAGUACAGCAGCAUCUUUUGCUUAAGGAAAAAGUUAUUUUAAAAUCUUACAAAGCUUUAAUGAACCUGCUUCAAGGAAAAGAAGAUACUACAUCAAUUGCAGAGGAGAAAUGUCUUGUUACUCUUUGUGGUGGAGAAGAAAAUCCUGUUCAUACUUGUGAUGAAAGCUUAUCAGGCAGUUCUGAAGAUUCAGAACAGCUAGUAGAGAAGAUAUGGUAUCGUGUAAUAGACGACAACUUGGUUGUUGGAGUGAAAACCACAUCUCUGAACCUGUCUCCGAAGCAGGUGACUCUAUCGUUGUUAAUGGAUGAACCCCGCAGCUGUAGCUUUCGGCCUAUUAAGUGUCAAAAUAGGGUGAUCCGGUUGAGUAGGGGCUCUUUUCCCGCACCCUGCUCAGUGCCCUGUGCAGUGGGAUCAGAGGCAAAAAGGAUCAAGUUGGCUGGUGGUGAGGAAGAAGAGGAAGAGGAGAGCUUUGUUUGUGGACAGCCGCCUGAGGAAGAGCGCGUCCAGGUGAUCGCUGCUGUGACAUCUCUUUCGCCGCUUUUAGCAUUCAGUCAGUUUUGCUGCAUUGUGCUGCUACAGAUUACACAGAGAGAAAAUGGUAACUGUUCUCAACAUCGUUUUGUUCCGUGUGGCAGACUUUUCUUAAGUCUAGAAGAUUUUUCAAAUGGGAAAUAUCUAGUGACAUUUCCAAAGAAACCUAUAGAGCACAUGGAAGAUCUCUUUGCACUUCUUGCAGCAUUGCACAAAACUUGCUUCCAAAUCACAUCACCCAGAUACGCCCUGACUUCAAUGAAGGCAUGGCUCUUAGAACACAUGAAAUGUGAAGUAAUCAAAGAAUUUCCAGAAAUCUGCUUUUGUAAAGGGUUAGAAAGUUUGUAUGGGACACUCUUCCACUGGAAGCAAAGGACAUCAUUUGAAGGGAUCUUAAUAGUCUAUUCCAGGAACCAAACAGUUUUAUUCCAGUGCCUUCAUAAUCUCACCAGAGUUCUCCCUGUAACCUGUUUCUUCAAAAAUCUAAAAUCAGGAAGUGAGGAUUUCCUAAGUGAUUGUUUGGCAUUAACUUUGGAGAAGGAAUUGGUUAUCCUUGGUUCUCUUUCUUCUGCCUUAGCUAAGAUUGAAAACAACGUGGAGCAGAGAUGUGAAGCAAGCAAAGAAAAGAGUGGUGGUGGUCUGGCUGCUUUAUCAGACAGACAAGAAAACAUCCAUCCCUACAGAGAAGAACUUCAGAGAGAAAAGCAAACAUUGGGGACGGACCUAAAACAGCUGAUGGAUGGCAGACCAACACCAACUUCCUGCUCCAAAGUCCUGUGCUUCCUCUUGCUCCAUCACUACUAUGGACAGGAAAAUUUGUCCAUCAUUCCAACUCUACUCAGCCCUAUCUUUUCUUUUCCCUUUAAGGCCACAGCAGCAGUGGGAAUGUAUGUUGGUAUGGAGAAACCGAAAAUCUAAGCAACAUGGACACUGCGCCUAUGCAUAGAGGUCAGCAAUUCUGCCUAGUCUCCCAGAUCUACUAAAGACGUUGUAUGAGUAAGAAAUCGUCUUUUGUCAUGCUACACCACUGAGAAUUUUAGAUUAUUACUGUAGUGCACUCUAACUUAUCCUGUCUAAUACAUCCAAGCUAAUUAGCAAGGACUUUGGAAUUCUUGAACCCCCCCCCAAAUUUCUGGGGUGUUGCUUCUGCCUUGGAAAUCAGGAUAUAUUAAUAUUUCAUAUACAUAUUCAUUCACACUGCUUUUUCAAAUUCUGAUUAGCGCUCAGGUCCUAGAGAGAUGUUCAUCUCUAUAAAACUCCAGUCACUCUGCAGUGAGCACCAAAUGUUCUUACCAUAUACUUGUUGGGACUGUCUGUGAAGGAAUAGUUUUUUAGGCCUUGGAAGUAUAUUUUUGUCUGAAAUGAUUUCUGUUGGCAUUAAAACAUGUCCUGAUUGGUGACAUCCCAAGCUUGAUGACUUU
Molecule: messenger RNA, 3417 nt
Organism: Miniopterus natalensis
Lineage: Eukaryota; Metazoa; Chordata; Mammalia; Chiroptera; Miniopteridae
Gene: FANCB
Product: FA complementation group B
Biological process (GO): positive regulation of double-strand break repair via homologous recombination; replication-born double-strand break repair via sister chromatid exchange; interstrand cross-link repair
Cellular component (GO): Fanconi anaemia nuclear complex
Source: RefSeq, a predicted model, not a curated record